UUGUCCAUAAUGAGUGUUUUAUCUUCAUGGGUUUUUUUUUAAACCCUGAAUGUUUACCUCGCCUGCGUGAGUCUGCGCGUGACGUCACUGACGUCAGACGCCGUAUAUCCAACAUGGAGGACGGCGGAAUGCUAGUUGAGAAGGUUCAGGACGAUGUUCCAGCCAUGUUGAGCUCACGACCUCAGACUGGUUUGUCCUUCUUGGCUCCAGAACCAGAGGAUCUGGAGGAUCUGUACAGCAGAUAUAAGAAGCUGCAGCAGGAGCUGGAGUUUUUGGAGGUGCAGGAGGAGUACAUUAAAGAUGAACAGAAGAACCUGAAGAAAGAGUUCCUCCAUGCUCAGGAGGAGGUGAAGAGGAUCCAGAGCAUCCCGCUGGUGAUUGGUCAGUUCCUGGAGGCUGUAGACCAGAACACAGCCAUUGUUGGCUCCACUACAGGGUCGAAUUACUAUGUGCGGAUCCUGAGCACUAUAGACAGAGAGCUGUUAAAGCCCAACGCCUCUGUGGCUCUGCACAAACACAGCAACGCUCUGGUGGAUGUUCUGCCUCCGGAGGCUGACAGCAGCAUCAUGAUGCUCACCUCAGAUCAGAAACCAGAUGUGAUGUACGCCGAUAUCGGAGGGAUGGACAUCCAGAAGCAGGAGGUGCGGGAGGCUGUGGAGCUUCCACUCACACACUUCGAGCUCUAUAAGCAGAUUGGUAUUGACCCCCCAAGAGGAGUGCUGAUGUACGGACCCCCCGGCUGUGGAAAAACCAUGCUGGCUAAAGCUGUGGCUCAUCACACCACAGCGGCAUUUAUUCGUGUUGUGGGCUCCGAGUUUGUUCAGAAAUACCUGGGUGAAGGGCCACGUAUGGUCAGGGAUGUGUUCCGGUUGGCCAAAGAGAACGCACCCGCAAUCAUCUUCAUCGAUGAGAUCGACGCCAUCGCCACCAAGCGCUUCGACGCACAGACAGGAGCUGACAGAGAGGUGCAGAGAAUCCUUCUGGAGCUGCUGAAUCAGAUGGAUGGAUUCGACCAGAACGUUAAUGUGAAGGUCAUCAUGGCCACUAACAGGGCCGACACUCUGGACCCGGCUCUGCUGCGUCCGGGUCGUCUGGACCGUAAGAUUGAUUUUCCUCUGCCGGAUCGCAGACAAAAGCGUCUCAUCUUCUCCACCAUCACCAGCAAGAUGAACCUGUCUGAGGAGAUGGACCUGGAGGACUAUGUUGCCCGACCCGACAAGAUCUCUGGAGCAGAUAUUAACUCCAUCUGCCAGGAGGCUGGAAUGUUGGCUGUUCGUGAAAAUCGUUAUAUCGUCCUGGCCAAGGAUUUUGAGAAGGCUUACAAGACGGUCAUUAAAAAGGACGAGCAGGAGCACGAGUUCUACAAGUAGAGACAGCAGAUCACCUCACAGUUAGCUUAGCUGUUUAUUUACUUUCUUCUUUGCAAUGUUUAUUUGUACGUAUUCUCUCUCUCACACACACACACACACACACACAGACACAGAUGCACUACAGUAUCUGCACCUGACACACAGACUGUGACUCCACUGGAUUUAAACACACACAGCAACUUCAGUACAUUUUACAGAUUGAUGUAAACUGCAAAAAGAAACAAUAAAAAAUUUUUUUUUCCAUAA
Messenger RNA from Tachysurus fulvidraco (yellow catfish), 1616 nucleotides. RefSeq names its product proteasome 26S subunit, ATPase 4 (gene psmc4). Gene Ontology annotation, biological process: proteasome-mediated ubiquitin-dependent protein catabolic process. NCBI's taxonomy places the organism in Eukaryota, Metazoa, Chordata, Actinopteri, Siluriformes, Bagridae. Gene Ontology annotation, cellular component: proteasome regulatory particle, base subcomplex. The record is from RefSeq and is a predicted model, not a curated record. Gene Ontology annotation, molecular function: ATP binding; ATP hydrolysis activity; proteasome-activating activity. The coding region runs from base 27 to 1370 and encodes 447 amino acids. The transcript has 11 exons.